Molecule: messenger RNA, 411 nt
Organism: Rotaria sordida
Lineage: Eukaryota; Metazoa; Rotifera; Eurotatoria; Philodinida; Philodinidae
Source: the annotation of a GenBank genome assembly
AUGGCUUUACACAACUUCAGCUUAGCAAAAACAUGCGGAAUAAUGGGCUACGGUGCCUUUUUUUGGGGUUUAGGUGUAUGGUCAAUUCGUCAUGGUGGAACAUAUAUGUUUCAAACCAAUUUAAGUCGAAGUCUUACGAUGGCUGCUACAGUACCAAUGUCUUACGCGGUAAUACGUCUUACUGAAGCAGUAUUUUCUCUUAAUGCGCAAGAAACACUUGUCGCAAUGACAUUGGGUACUGGUUUUGCAAGUAUUCUUGAUGGCAUCGCUCAUACAUGGUUUCCAAGUGCUUAUGAAAAUCCAGAGUUACAGAAAAAAAAUCCACUGGCAGCAUGUACCAUUUCAAGAUAUGGAUCUGGCUGGUUACUCUUCUUUGUUGGUGCCGCUCUAACAAUGAUCGUAUUCAUGUAA